UGCACACAUUGUAUGCCACAAUACACCCUAAAAGUGAUGCUUUAGUAGCUAUUGGACAGUUUCAAUGCAAACUUAAGACCCUUUUGGCCUCUGUUUUAUACCUGUUUUACUUGAUUUGCCUCUUUUCUGAUGUUUUAGCUUAGAUUUGAAUUUGUCUAGUUGUCUUAGUCGAUUUUUCUUAUUUCUGUGUGCGUUGGAGCAGGAUGGAGGCUGUGGCAGUGUGUGUAUGAGCCAUGGCGUCUACAUUGUCGCAGUGGUUUCGUAGCCUUCGUGUGAAGUUGCUGCAACGUUAUGAGCACCAGCCUUUCGUGUCAUGUUUGGCUGGUUUGUACGGCUGCCAGUGGAAACACUACAAGAGGAGUCAGCCUGAGGGCUGCUGCUGCAACAAGUUGGAGGGUGCCAGCUUUGCUGUGCUUGUGGCGGCUUUCUGCUUGACGCUGCUGUUCCUCUACUUCUGGGGACAAGCCAAGAAUGACUACAAUGACUUUGACUGGUUUAACUUCGGGAACCUGGGCUUCUGGUUCCCGUGGUCUGUGGUGCUGCUGGCUGUCGCUGUGGUCUUCUUCACCUACGUCACAGUGCUUGUGCUGCUGGCUGUGUGCUUGCUGUCAGAGGGCCAGAAGCUUUAUUUACACUGGAGCCACAAGAUCGGGAUCCUGGUGAGCCUGACGGUCUCCAUCAUCGCCAUGGCCGUCUUGUCCAACCUGUGGAGUAAAGAAUGGAGGACGCUGCUGCUGUCCUUCCAGGUAACAGCACCUUUCUUACAUGUGGGCGGAGUCUUACUGAUGACAUCACUGGCUUGGCCUGUUGCUUUGCAUUUCUUUCGCAUGAAAAGCACGGUACGGCGAGGCCUGAUCAUGGCCGUGUACCUGACCGUCCUGUUGUCCCUCUACUUGAUUCCCCUCGGGUUGUAUUCUCCUUGUAUCAAAGAGAAGGGAACCCUGGGCCCUGCACCGGCUCUCAUUGGCCACAGAGGAGCCCCUAUGCUCGCUCCAGAAAACACCCUGAUGUCCUUUGAGAAGGCGGUGGAGGCUGGGUGUGACGGUCUGGAGACGGAUGUCACCAUCAGUUUUGAUGGAGUGCCUUUUCUGAUGCAUGACUACACUCUGCAGCGGACGACCAACAUCCAUGAAGUUUUCCCAAACCGGACCAAUACUCCAGCUGCCAGGUUUACCUGGAACGAGCUGGAGAGCCUGAACGCUGGGGACUGGUUCCUGUCUCACAACCCAUUUGGCACGGCUGGCUCUCUGAACGCAGACGACCGACAGCGAGCUGGAAACCAGUCGGUCUGUAGCCUGCAGGCCUUCCUCCAGCUGGCAGCUCAGACGGGCAAACUCGUGAUCUUCGACCUCUAUCGGCCACCCAGAGAUCACCCUUUCAGAGACACCUGGAUCCAGCGCACGCUCGAGGUCAUCCAGAACGAAUCAUCCAUCCAUUCCUCACAGGUGCUUUGGCUGCCAUCAAAUCUCAGAGCUCUGGUCCAGGAACUCGAUCCUGAGCUCCAGCAGACUUCAGGCAGUCGGCUCCCUCUAGAGGAGCUCCAGAGUAACCACAUCGUCAAACUCAACCUGGACUACACUUCCAUGUCUGCUGAGCUCAUCAGGGAGUACACUGCAGUAAACAUCACCACAAACUUGUAUGUGAUCAGCCAGCCGUGGCUCUACUCUCUAGCCUGGUGUGCUGGAGUGCAUUCAGUCACCACUAACGCCCCCCAGCUGCUCAGCACCAUCAGUUCCCCUUUGUUUAUCAUGAGUCCCGAUGAGUAUAAACUGAUGUGGAUUCUUACUGAUCUGAUGUCCUUUGUGCUGAUCCUCCUUAUCUUCUUCUUCCACAGAUGGAGAGAGAGAGAACUGGCCUUCUGCACGGGCAGCAGGAUCAAGUUGGAAGGUGGCACUUACAGCAAAUUUAAAAAGGAGCUGAGUGAUAUCUGGUCGGUCUCCAGUGGGAACUCGGCAGCGGAAAGGAUGCCAAGCCUGGCGGCCGUAACAGAGCACUAAUGUCUGCUGAGCCUUCGAAGCCCAAUCACACACUGCCAACCUCGAAAAACUUCUGUGUCUUAAUGAAUUAAAGUGUCUGAAACAA
Molecule: messenger RNA, 2082 nt
Organism: Haplochromis burtoni (Burton's mouthbrooder)
Lineage: Eukaryota; Metazoa; Chordata; Actinopteri; Cichliformes; Cichlidae
Product: glycerophosphodiester phosphodiesterase domain-containing protein 5
Exons: 15
Coding region: 234-1997 (587 amino acids)
Biological process (GO): lipid metabolic process
Cellular component (GO): membrane
Molecular function (GO): glycerophosphodiester phosphodiesterase activity
Source: RefSeq, a predicted model, not a curated record